AUGACGGAAACCGAGACUGCUUCGACAUUUUGGGACGAAUUUACCAGUCCCAUUAAUUUGGUAUUGGUAUUUUUCAUUUUGUACCUUCUAUACAAGAUUUUAAGGUCGCAUUUUGAAACUGAAGAACCUCCAGCACCUCCACCGCCUCCAAUGGCAAAAUUAAAAAAGGAUAUGACUGUGGCCGAAUUGAAGAAAUACGAUGGUACUGAUGCGGAAGGGCGAGUUUUGCUGGCCGUAAACGGUAUAAUUUUCGAUGUAACAAGAGGGAAAAAGUUUUAUGGACCUGGUGGUCCAUACUCUGCGUUUGCAGGCAAAGACGCGACACGAGGUCUUGCUACUGGACAAGUUGCAGCAUCUGAUGCAGAAUACGACGACGUCAGCGAUCUAGGACCAGAUGAAAUUGCAUCAGCGAAAGAAUGGGAAGAACAGUUCAAAGAAAAAUACGAUAUUGUCGGAAGACUCUUGAAGCCCGGGGAAACGCCAAACAAAUAUAGCGAUGAAGAAAAUGAGGAUAAGAAAUCGCAA
Molecule: messenger RNA, 525 nt
Organism: Brenthis ino (lesser marbled fritillary)
Lineage: Eukaryota; Metazoa; Arthropoda; Insecta; Lepidoptera; Nymphalidae
Source: the annotation of a GenBank genome assembly